AUGCCGUCCGUACCCCAUCCGCUAGACCCUCUUACGCCCGAGGAAAUAACGAAGGCCGCCAAUGUGGUCCAAUCAUUGUUUAAAGAUCAGACUUUAAACUUUCGGGUCAUCACCUUGAGAGAGCCACUCAAAGAAGAGCUGAUCACAUACCUCGAAACGGAGCAUCAGGGAGGUCAAACACUACCCAACAUUAGUCGGUGCGCUCGCGUGGAGGUGAUUUCUAGAAGCAAGAAGGGGACGAUCGACCUGUUGGAACUCAUUGUUGCUAUCGACAGCAAUGAUGUCAUCAAGCAGCAGCAUCUUGAAGGAAAGCACUCGUACAUCGACUCGGCGUACAUGAAAGAGGUCGAAGCAGCGUGUAUGGCCGACCCAAAAGUUCAGGCCGAGAUCAAGACGCUCGAUCUACCAGAAGGAGCAUCUGUGAUCAUUGAACCCUGGGCUUACGCUACUGAUGGCGCAAACGACAUGUCUCGCCGCAUCUCAAUGUGUUGGUUCUACCUCCGACUUCUCGCCCACCCGGAUGCGAAUUACUACGCGUACCCACUCGACAUCUGCGCCGAGGUCUCUGAAGAGUUAGAAGUCACCAAGGUCUACCGUUUGCCUUCUUCCGGCAACGAGCAAAUUCACAAUGAGAAACGCCCUUUUGAUCGCCAGAAGAUCCAUGCGGCGGAUGCGAGCGAGUACCAUCCGGAUCUACGACCCAGUCCUCGCACCACUACGAAACCGUAUCAGGUUAAUCAGCCAGAGGGUCCAUCGUUUCAGGUCAAUGGUCAAAUGGUCACUUGGGAAAAGUGGACAUUCAGGGUGGGAUUCAAUUAUCGUGAAGGACUGACUCUGCAUGACAUUCGAUACGGUGGGCGGAACCUGUUCUACCGCCUGUCCUUGGCGGAGAUGUUUGUCCCCUAUGGAGAUCCACGAGCUCCGUAUCCAAGGAAGGGGGCGUUUGAUUUGGGAAAUGAUGGUGCAGGUAUCAAUGCGAACAACUUGCAACUCGGUUGUGACUGCCUUGGCACUAUUAAUUACUUUGACGGCUGGCAUAAUACCUCUUCCGGCCUCCCGCUCAAGCUGCCCAACGUAGUAUGCCUACAUGAACAAGACGAUGGCAUACUUUGGAAACAUACCAACUUCCGCACCGGGCAUGCCGUAGUUGCACGCUCACGCAUCCUUGUUCUGCAAACGAUCAUCACUGUAAGCAAUUACGAGUACAUCUUUGCCUUCAAUUUCGGCCAAGAUGCCUCGAUUCACUAUGAAGUCCGGGCGACCGGCAUCCUCUCAACCGCACCCAUCGCCCUCGGAGAGCCCGAACCACCGUUCGGAACGAUUGUAGCGCCGGGCGUGCUUGCACCCUAUCAUCAGCACCUUUUUUGUCUGCGCAUCGACCCAGCUAUUGACGGUCACAAGAACUCCGUCGUAAUCGAAGAGUCGCACUCAAUGCCCAUCCAUGAUCCUGAUGUGCAUAACCCCUUCGGCGUCGGUUACGAGACUCGCACUAGUUAUAUCGAACGCGAAGGCGGAUUCGACCUCGAUCUGACUAAGAACCGCGUCUUCAAGAUCGUCAAUGAAGCAGAGAUCAACUCAAUGACGCAGACGCCAGUAGGUUUUAAGCUGCUGCCCUCAUACAGCCAAAUGUUACUCGCUCAUCCUUCGUCCUUUCACGCCCGGCGAUCCCAGUACGGUAAGCAUGCGGUAUGGGUGACCAAGUACCGCGAGGACGAGAUGUUUCCUUCGGGCAAGUACACGAUGCAGUCCAUGGGUGGUGAGGGUAUUGCGAGUGCGAUUGAGAAGAGAGCUAAAGAGGAGAACGAAGCGAAUGUGAGGAGUGAGGAUGUCGUGGUUUGGCAUACAUUUGGAUCAACUCAUAAUCCGAGGAUUGAGGAUUGGCCAGUCAUGCCGUGUGAGAAGAUGUUGGUUGGGUUGAAGCCGGUCAACUUCUUUGACAAGAACCCUGGACUAGAUGUUGCGCCGAGCACACAAGAGGUGAAUAGAAGUGUGCUAUAUAAUGAUGAUCCGACAAACGGGCAGGUUUGCUGUUAG
Molecule: messenger RNA, 2034 nt
Organism: Alternaria atra
Lineage: Eukaryota; Fungi; Ascomycota; Dothideomycetes; Pleosporales; Pleosporaceae
Exons: 4
Coding region: 1-2034 (677 amino acids)
Biological process (GO): amine metabolic process
Molecular function (GO): primary methylamine oxidase activity; copper ion binding; quinone binding
Source: RefSeq, a predicted model, not a curated record